This is a messenger RNA of Larimichthys crocea (large yellow croaker), 2687 nucleotides long. RefSeq names its product zinc finger protein 740a (gene znf740a). The record is from RefSeq and is a predicted model, not a curated record. Bases 504 to 2465 code for a protein of 653 amino acids. Lineage: Eukaryota; Metazoa; Chordata; Actinopteri; Sciaenidae. Gene Ontology annotation, biological process: negative regulation of transcription by RNA polymerase II; regulation of immune system process; regulation of cytokine production. Gene Ontology annotation, molecular function: RNA polymerase II cis-regulatory region sequence-specific DNA binding; DNA-binding transcription repressor activity, RNA polymerase II-specific; DNA-binding transcription activator activity, RNA polymerase II-specific. The transcript is spliced from 21 exons. Gene Ontology annotation, cellular component: nucleus; nucleoplasm.
UGCACGUCCCUGUUUUCAGUCAUUUUUAGUGCCCACUCCUUUUCAUCUGCGUCUUUUCAGCCGUCGUCUGAAUCUGCCACAAACAGAGAGAGAGAGAGAGACCAGCUCCACCAUAACAACAACAACACACACCGAUACACAUAUAUAUAUAUAAAUCUGCAGCUAUAACAUUAUUAGAUAAAAGCAGCGCUGUGUGUUCAUCAUGGGGAGCUGGUAAGAAGAAGAUGACCCUUUUCUCUUCGCUUGAGGAGGCUGUGCUGCUGCUGCUGCCGUGUGGGGGAGUGGGUUACAUCCUGUGGCGUUUCCUGUGUUUGUAAACUAGACUGGUCUUGAAAACGUCGGCCGAGUGGAGCUAAAAAAAAAAAAAAAAGAAAAAAGAAAGAAGUUUUAAUGCUAGAUGAGUGAGGUGGGUGUGGCUUCCCACCAGCCCGACCAUCCUGACUGACGGAUCUCUGGAUGACCUUGUCCCCACCCCUGUCCCUGCGCUCACAUACACCACAGCAAUGUCACAUCUGCCCAGCAGCUCAGUCCGCGACCAUAUGAAAUGGGCGGGGCUGCUUGGCUGCGAGGCUGUCCUCUCCAGUAUGGCCCUGAUGCAGGCCAGCUCCAUGGCUGCUCCGCCCAAAAAAAUGAUGGCUCCACUUGGCCAUGGACCACCACAAAGAGAGGGACCUGACCGUGGUCCCCAGAGCCACAUGAUCCUCCCAUCUGGAAUGAGCUGUCCACCACUGCUUAUCCGGAAGGAAGGUGAAUUCCAAGCUCCCCGCCUGCUGGACGAGAAGGAGAUGAGGGCCAACGAGGACAUGCAGCAGAAAAAAAAGAACAGGAAAUCAGUAACGCCCUGUAAAGUGAGAGAACAAGAGGGAAGGGGUGGGAAGGGUACAGGAGAUGAGAAUGGUCCAUCAUCCAAAGUGCAGAAAAACUUUAUUUGUGAUCACUGUUACGGAGCAUUUAGGAGUGGAUACCACCUGAAGAGACAUAUCCUCAUUCACACAGGGGAGAAGCCGUAUGCUUGUGCCGUAUGUGACAUGAGGUUUAUUCAGCGUUACCACCUGGAGAGACACAGCCUCAUUCACACGGGGGUGAAGCCGUACGCUUGUUCCAUGUGUGACAUGAGGUUUUUCCAGCGUUACCACCUGGAGAGACACAGACUCACUCAUACGGGGGUGAAGCCGUACGCUUGCUCCAUGUGUGACAUGAGGUUCUUCCAACGUUACCAUCUGGCAAGACACAGCCUCACUCAUACUGGGGUGAAGCCAUACGCUUGCUCCAUGUGUGACAUGAGAUUUUUCCAACGCUACCACUUGGCAAGACACAGCCUCACUCACACGGGGGUGAAGCCAUAUGCUUGCUCCAUGUGUGACAUGAGAUUUUUCCAGAGAUACCACCUGGCAAGACACACUCUCACCCAUACGGGGGUGAAGCCAUACGCUUGCUCCAUGUGUGACAUGAGGUUCUUCCAGCGUUACCAUUUGGCAAGACACAGCCUCACUCAUACUGGGGUGAAGCCGUAUGCUUGUACCAUGUGUGACAUGAGGUUUAUACAACGUUACCAACUGGAGAGACACAGUCUUACUCAUACGGGGGUGAAGCCGUACGCUUGCACCAUGUGUGACAAGAGGUUUUUUCAGCGCUACCACCUGGCGAGACACAGCCUCACUCAUAUGGGUGUGAAACCUUAUGCUUGCACCAUGUGUGACAUGAAGUUUUUUCAGCGUUACCACCUGGCGAGACACAGCCUCACUCAUACGGGUGUGAAACCUUAUGCUUGCACCAUGUGUGACAAGAGGUUUUUUCAGCGCUACCACCUGGCGAGACACAGCCUCACUCAUAUGGGUGUGAAACCUUUUGCUUGUACCAUGUGUGACAUGAGGUUUGUUCAGCGUUACCACCUGGCGAGACACAGCCUCACUCAUACGGGUGUGAAACCUUAUGCUUGCACCAUGUGUGACAAGAGGUUUUUUCAGCGCUACCACCUGGCGAGACACAGCCUCACUCAUAUGGGUGUGAAACCUUUUGCUUGCACCAUGUGCGACAUGAGGUUUGUUCAGCGUUACCACCUGGCGAGACACAGCCUCACUCAUACGGGGGUGAAGCCGUAUGCUUGUUCCAUGUGUGACAUGAGGUUUAUUCAGCGUAACCACCUGGAGAGACACAGCCUCACUCAUACGGGAGAGAAGCCAUUUGCUUGUGACAUGUGUGAUAUGAGGUUUAUCCAGCGCUACCACCUUGAGAGACACAAGCGUGUCCAUAGUGGGGAGAAGCCUUACCAGUGUGAACGGUGCCAGCAGAACUUUUCACGGACAGACCGGCUGUUGCGGCAUCGGCGGUUGUGCCAGGGUCGCAGCGUAGCUAAAGUAGAGAACCAGCCAUGCUGCGAACCUCGUCCAUACCCCCAGGAACCCCCACCCGCGCCGCCAACCUGGAGUCCCCUGCAUCCCCCUCCGGGCCGGCUGGCGGUCUGACAUUCCGCCUUCCCCGUGACAUCAACACCGCCAGAGACGGGACAAACCACAGGGUUUCUUCUUCUUCUCAGCUCUGCUCAGAGUGACGCCACACUCUAGCGCAGACUGACCUCGCAGCUCCAGUCUUGGGAUUACUAAUGACAGAGGGACAUAUGUGUUUUUUGUUUUGUUGACUUUUUACUGUGUUUCCUUUUCUCCCCCCCAAGUUUUUUUUUUUUUUUU